AUGUGGAUGAAGAAUUCCCCCAAUAGUACUUAUAAAAAUGAUGCUAUUGUGGGGGAUGAGCAUAUUUGCACACCCAGGUUCUUGGAAACCACAAAAUCCCCUCCACCAGAGAUCAAAAAAGACAAGCCCAAGCCCUGGCAUGCAGUGCAACUGCCUGAAGGAUGGGAAGAACAUAUGUUCAUUCUCUGUGACAGGAGGAGAUCACUCAUUCCUAGUGUCUCUGCACCCUCCCAAAAUUCCACUACCCCAAUCUUGCAGGAAGACCAGGUCAAGGGCACUCCAAUGGAGGAGGAUGCUGGUGAUGGUAAGACUGAGGCUGAGGAGGUUGAGGUCAAUGUUCUGGCUGAUGAGGGCAGUCAAUGUCCUGAUGAUGGGGCUAGUCAACUUCCAGAUGAUGAAGCUUGUCUUGUUGAUGCUACACAAUGCCCAGAUGCCCAACUCUCCAAGUCCAAACAUAUAUUUCAAGCUCAUCGUGCACUAAUGCAACAUGGCAUGGGCCAGGCAGAUGUGGCUCGAGGACAUGCCAAACAGGCACACUCAAUACAGCACAAGUCAAGCACAGUGACCAGAGCUGAUCAGCACAUGGAGGAGGUCCAUAUACACAUGCAUCCCUCUGCGUUAGAAGUGGAGCAUGGUUGA
Molecule: messenger RNA, 639 nt
Organism: Pisolithus orientalis
Lineage: Eukaryota; Fungi; Basidiomycota; Agaricomycetes; Boletales; Pisolithaceae
Exons: 9
Coding region: 1-639 (212 amino acids)
Source: RefSeq, a predicted model, not a curated record